AUGAGCACUCCCUUAGAUGCAAAGAAGUCGGUAAAGAAAUGCUUAAAAAGGAGAAAAAGGAAGAAGAAGUCCAGGAAGAAGAGCAAAAAGAAGCACAAGCGAGGAAGGAGCCUCGGCAGCGAGAGCAACAGCAGUCAGGUGAGCGACAGCAGAAGCAGCAGCGGGGGGACCAUCGACUCGGCAGAUUCAGGUCACCCGUUCAGAGAAGGUCACAGGGUGAAGCGAUUGGCCAAGGCAAUACCGGGUAUUCUUACGAGGCACGCAGUAGACGAGAUGGGUCGUCUUCUGGUACAGCAAGUGGGAGAGGAGAGCAUGCGCACAAUACAGCCUGUUCUACUUCGGUAUCUUCGUUUACAUGUCAUGAUGAAGAAUCCAGCCCCCGUUCAGAAAAGGGAGUUAUUGACAUUGGGUCAUGCGCUAGACCGAUUGCUACAAAGGGACAUUCUGGGGGCCAUGGACGUUAUGGUGCAACGGGUGAAAGCCAUCGAGCUGGUCCUAGCUGGGUCGGCAUGGGCGGUGGCACAAAACCUGGAGCUGGUACCACUCGACCAGGAACUCAUCACCAGCACGGCCGAGGCCCAAGGUGCCGCGAGGGAGUAUCGCAACGAAUCGAAGGUGCAAAGAGAGUUGGGGAAAGGUGGCGGCAAAACCCGGUGGCAAGAGGAGUAUCGGAAAAAGGGGGAUGGAAAGAAAGGCGAUGGGAAGAACAACAAGGGAGGCACGCUGGGGGAAACCCCAGUGGCUGAUGGCAGGCACUUGGGCAAUGAUGACGUGAAGAAAUUCGAUUGGAGCAAGUUCCUUCAGACACGCAGCGUCAGUUAUUCCAAUGAGGAGGUGCGAACGUCCAAGUGGACUACUUGGGCUUGGGCCAAUGUAGAACCGGCCUUACCUUUAGGUUCUAUUGGAUCUAUCGCAGCAGUGGAUCUGGCAGAAGGUGGAGUAUUGGAUCUCCUAACUCAUCCCCACAAGUAUUUGGUCCCUGGCUGGAAUGAUGAGGCAGUGAGGGCUUCCAGAGUGAUGGUUCGGGAUGAGGAGUGGGAUGAGUUGGCCCGGGGACUUGUGAAAUACAAUCUCUGUGCAAUCCUUCCAGAGUCGGCCUUGCUGGCGCCAGGAGGGCAGCCACUCUUGAACGGAUUGUUUGGGUUCGAGAAGGGCGAACAACAGUCGGGUGUCGAGGUACAUCGGCUGACAAUGAAUUUAAUCCCCUUGAACUCCAUCAGUGUUCCAGUGAGCGGUGAUGUGGCCACUCUACCACUACUGCACCAGAUGGGGUCGCUGCCGCUACAACCGCAAGAGGAGUUGGUGAUAUCGUCCGAGGACAUUCGGUGUUUCUUCUAUCUUUUCAGGUUACCGCCAGCCUGGUUCCCGUAUCUGGGUUUCGGCAAAGCAGUGCCUUCGGACUUAGUUAGAAAAGAUCGCACUUGGCCAUUGAACAAUCCGGUUUGGCGUGUGUGCCUAGACAAUCUGGAUGUGCUGGAGAAAAAGGCCCCAGAAAUGGUGAAGUUGCUGGAAGGCGAGGUGUCACCGGAAGUGGCACCGUUGAUUGCCGCCUACGAGGAAGGUGGGAUCCCACUCAAUCCAAAGAAAUCGGCAAAGCAACAAACCAAGGCGGAGAUUCAGGGUGCUGAUGUCAAUGGUUCUGCAGGGUGGAGCCGGCCGAAGAAGGACAAGCUACGAAAGUACGUGAGUGCGGCGCUCUCCUUACUUAGGAGGGCACGCUGCUCACAAAAGGAGAUCCAAAUUGUGGGAGGUGGGUUCGUUUACUUCGCUAUGUUUCGGCGGCCGCUCAUGUCAUGUUUGAACUUCAUCUGGGCCUUCAUCCAAUCUUUCGAAGACCCAGGCCCGCGGGUUCGUCCAAUCCCAGGCGCUGUGCUCUCGGAGAUGCUAAUGUUCCUUUGCUUGUUGCCGUUAGCGCACAUUGACCACAGGCUUUCCACAUCAAACUUGGUGACGGCCAGUCACGCAUCACUUCUAGGAGGAGGCGUAUGCGCCUCUCAAGGUGAAACCAGCUUGGGGUUGCAGGUGGGUCAAGGAACUUUCCGAGGAGAGAUAGAUUGCGAAGUGCCCGAUGGUGGUAUCGUUUGCAUUGUGGAGAAAGACCCGGCAGCCCGCAGAGUUGUAGAGAGCAACUUCCCCGAUGCUAUCUUCGUGGACCAAGUAGAGGACAUCACUCCAGAUAUGUGUCAGCGCUGGGCUUGGCUUGCUUCCACGGCCAAGCUUGUCAUUGUUGGAGCGGGACCCCCAUGUCAGAGCUCACUACAUUCUCUUGUGAAGCCGCUUGUGAACAUGAUCCAGAAGGCCUUCAGCUGGUGUCCACUCCAUUUCUUGCAGGAGAGCGUCACGAGUCUGGAUGUCCAAAAGCGCAUCGCCUAUACACGUGUUAUACUGGUUCACAUGGACCUUGGUGCACGAGGAAUAGCCAGGUGCAAUGCUGAGGCCCUUGAUCGUUGGUCUGGUGAUCGCCAUCGUUUUCCUCCCUACCAAUACCGGGAUGAAAAUCUCCUUUGGCACGCCAAACAACCCCCGCGCGUUCCCAGCGUUCAGGAGCGAGAACGCUCCCUGGGUUUUUUUCCGGGAUACACCGCAAAUGUCUUGCCGAAGGAUGAGGCGAAGGGCAACCCCCUCAAAGUGGAGGAUAUCCGUACGAGUUUGUUGGGCAACACGUGGAGCGUUGCUGUGGUAGCCUUUUUGUUGCUCCAACUCCUCCGCCCUUUGAAGCUGUGCGUGACAGAGUCAUUGCAUCAACUCCUUUGGACUCUUUUCGGUGGCCAGCCGAUCUUUUCAAGCACUCUGCUGUCUUGGCAUCCGCUCGGCGAUAGCUUCGUCAGUCAACCCACCCAGGGCCGGCUGGUCCCGCGGUUGCUCACCUUGCUGUCCGGCAAGGGGAGCGACAUCAUGAUUCAACGAGGAACCGAGGUUCAUGAUCAUCAACGUUUUCGGGCUUCGAUUCCUGCCCAUCUUUGGUCCUGGAAAACCAUUUGUGGGUGGCCCUGGCCAUCCACUGAAAAGGACCACAUAAAUCGCUACGAACUUCGGGCGGUUUAUACAGCUUUGCGAUGGCGGGUCCUCCGGCGAAAAGAGCUGAAGGCCCGUUUUUAUCCACUUAACCGACUCUAUGGUGUGUUUGCACGUAGCCUCACGCGGACGCUCGAGUUCCCGAAAGAUACAAUCUUUGAUGUACCGCAUUGCUUCCCUUCUCCUCUCUUCCG
Symbiodinium sp. CCMP2456 is the source of this 3209-nucleotide messenger RNA. Lineage: Eukaryota; Dinophyceae; Suessiales; Symbiodiniaceae. The record is from the annotation of a GenBank genome assembly.